UCAGAAUUGAUUGAGUGCAGCCGAGACGCGUUUAUCGCGGGAUCGAAGCCAAUUAAGACGUCCUGAGACCGGGUCCGGCGUUUGCGCAUGCGCCGCAUGUGUCGGUUCGGUUCUCUGAGCCUUCCGGCGGUCCGUAGCUGUGCGCAUGUUAUUUUAAGAACCUGCUAAACUUUCUGGAUUCUGCUGGAGCUCCAUCAUGGCCUCGUCUAUGUCCAGCCCCGCGGCCGCUUCCACACCCGCGGCUCCCUCCUCCAGCGGCCGCUCCAGCCGCUCCGCCAGCCGGCGCACCACAGCCGCCGGCCUGUCCGCGUCCAGCACCAGCCCGUCCAGCCUGAGUCGCAUCCAGGAGAAGGAUGACCUCCGAAACCUCAAUGACCGCCUCGCCAACUACAUCCAGCGGGUCCAGGAGCUGGAAGGCGAGCGCUCCUACAUAAUGCUGAGGCUGGAGGAGAGGGACGAAUCCAAGAGCCGGGAGAUGGGCAACGUGCGGCGGCUGUACGAGGAGGAGCUGGCCGACGUCAGGAAGUCCCUGGAUGGCCUGGCUCAGGAGAGGGCCCAGCUGCAAAUCGACUACAGCAGUCUGUGUGAGGAGUACAGGACUCUUCAGGCAAGGAACCAGAAGAAGGAGAAUGAGCUAGCGAGCGCGAUGACUCAGUGGAGGAAAGCUGAGGCGACCCUGAGCUCAAAGGAAGCAGAAGUCACCAAGCUGCUGUCCGAGAACCGCAGACUCCAGGACGACUUCACCGACCUGCAGAGCCAGCUCGAGCAGGUAGAGGGUGUACUGGCAGACACCAAGAACCAGCUGAGCUCUGAGAUGCUGAGGAGGGUCGAAGUGGAGAACCAGGUACAAACACUGAAAGAGCAACUCGAACUCCAGAAGAACAUCAGUGAGCAGGAGAUUCUGGAGAUCCGCCGCAGACAUGAAAGCCGCCUGGUGGAGGUGGAUUCGGGACGGAGGAUGGAGUUUGAAAGUAAACUGGUUGAAGCGAUGCAGCAGCUGCGCCAGGACCACGAGUCCCAGCUGCAGCAGUACAGAGAGGAGAUUGACCGGGCUUUCAGCUCAAAGUUACAGAAUGCACAGCAGGCUGCGAUGGAGAAAAGCAACGUUGCAUCGGCCACCAAAGAUGAGCUGGAGACCACAAAGCUCAGAGUGGAGACCCUCAGCUCACAGCUGCAGCAGUGCCAGAAAGAAAAAAUGUCAGUGGAGAGCCGCUGUCAGGAGCUGGAGCGAACUCUGGACAAGGAGAGGGAGGUCUGGCACCAGAAACUGAGUCAGAAGGAGCAGGAGCUGCUCAAAAUGAGAACCCAGAUGUACAGUCAGCUGGAAGACUACGAGAACCUGCUGGACGUUAAGGUAGCUCUGGACAUGGAGAUCAGUGCCUACAGGAAGAUGCUGGAGGUGGAGGAGCAGAGGUUGAAGCUGUCUCCCAGCCCCUCUCAGCGGACGGCCAUACCGCGAACACAUGAACACAGCAGCCGAAGGCCCAGAGGGAAGAAACGGAAACAUGAGGGAGAAUCCAGCAGCUCGCCCGCCUACAAGAUGUCCAGCCGUUCAAUGCAGCGCGGCGCUGUGAGCGUGGCAGAGAUCGACGUGGAUGGAAAAUAUGUUAGACUGAAGAACGGCUCUGAGAAGGAGCAGCCUCUGGGUGGGUGGGUGGUUCGGCGGGUGUACCCAGGCUCUGGAGACAUCUCCUUCCACAUCCCCUCCUCCUGCAUCCUGGCUGGUGGGCAGACACUCACAAUCUGGGCAGCAGGUGCAGAGGCAGAAGCUGAUCCCAGCGACCUGGUUCUGCAGGGUCACAGGAGCUGGGGCACCAUCACUGAUGUCAGGGUGAUCCUCCUGAACCCAAACCAUGAGGAAGUGGCUGAGCGCAGGCUGUGCAUGCUGGGUGAGGGUGAAGAUGACGCUGAACUGGAGUUUGAUGAAGAAUUUGUCACAGGCAGUGAAAUGCAGCGCUUUCGCAGACAGGAUCUUUCUAAGGAGGCCAGCUGUGCUGUCAUGUGACCCCCUGGUCUCAAAUAGAACAUCUACCUGCAAAAUCCUGGAGCAGCUCGGGCCUCAAUCUGCUGCUCCUUCCAGGUUCCAGUAGUUUUGUUUUUAGUAGACUACAGUAGGACAGUAACAUGCUGAUCAAGAUCUCACCUGCAUUACAGCACCAGUAUUCUUUCUCUGCUCUAAAUGCACAACAGGACUUUUGCCUUGGUUUUUAUUUGAGUGUUUGUAUGUGAAAUAAACUUAAUAAAGUUUUCUAAACAGUUUA
Molecule: messenger RNA, 2261 nt
Organism: Archocentrus centrarchus (flier cichlid)
Lineage: Eukaryota; Metazoa; Chordata; Actinopteri; Cichliformes; Cichlidae
Gene: lmnl3
Product: lamin L3
Exons: 11
Coding region: 197-2005 (602 amino acids)
Biological process (GO): nuclear pore localization; nuclear migration; nuclear envelope organization
Cellular component (GO): nuclear envelope; nuclear lamina
Molecular function (GO): structural constituent of cytoskeleton
Source: RefSeq, a predicted model, not a curated record